Molecule: messenger RNA, 1509 nt
Organism: Rotaria sp. Silwood2
Lineage: Eukaryota; Metazoa; Rotifera; Eurotatoria; Philodinida; Philodinidae
Source: the annotation of a GenBank genome assembly
AUGCGUUUAUUUUCUCAACGAGAUCCAUCAUCAUCAUCAUCUAUUGAUUAUCAUUCACAUAAUAAACAUACAAUAAUUCCUAUUAUACAUCUGACUAUUUUCAAAAAUAUUACGAAAACGACUAUGGCUACUACAAUUGAGUUUCCUAAAGUGCGUCGUCCUAUGAAUAAACGUCAAUUUACAAGUCCAGCUGUUGAAUCAUUAAUUGAAGAGAUACAAAAAAAUAUCAAAAAUAAAGAACUUGCAUGGUUAUUUGAAAAUUGUUUUCCUAAUACGCUUGAUACAACUGUCGAUUUCGAUGAAAAAGCAGCAUCUGAAAAACGACCUGAUACUUAUGUUAUUACAGGUGAUAUUGAUGCUAUGUGGUUGCGUGAUUCAAGUGCUCAAAUAAAUCCUUACUUACCUUUGAUGCAUCAAGAUAAAAAACUUCGUCAAUUGAUUGAAGGUGUUCUCUUACGACAAUGUAUAUUUAUUCAACGUGAUCCAUAUGCGAAUGCACAUUAUAAACAUACAAAUCGUAUUAGUGAAUGGAAACAUACGGAUAAAACAGAAAUGCGUGCAGGUGUACAUGAACGAAAAUGGGAAUUAGAUUCUCUUUGCUACGUUUUACGAUUAAUGCAUUCAUAUUGGAAAGAAGCUAAUCAUGAUUUAACUUUUUUUCUUGAAAAUGAACAAGAUUUUAAGAAAACCAUUCGAAUUAUAUUACAAACAAUGAAAGAACAACAAAGAUUUAAUGGAUCAGGUUCAUAUACAUAUCAACGCCAAGGUCAUCCUUCAGAUCCAAGUGGACAAGAAGCUAAACCUAUCGGUUUAAUUCAUACAUUUUUUCGACCAAGUGAUGAUCUGCAAACAUUCCCUUAUCUUAUACCAUCACAAUUUUUUGCUCAUCAUACAUUAAAACUUUUAUUAGAACUUGUAAAAAAAUUAGAAUGGACAAAUGAUUUUAAUGAUGAUAUAUUAAAAUUAAUUUCUAAUUUACAUGAUAUUUUAUUUGACGAUAAAAUAGCAAAUAAUCAAGAAACACUAAUUACAUAUAAACAUCCGAAAUAUGAUUUAAUUUAUUCAUAUGAAAUCGAUGGAUUCGGUAAUAGAAAUUUAAUGGAUGAUUCAAAUGUUCCAUCACUUCUUUCAUUACCUUAUUUAUGUCCUGAUGAUAUUUCAAUUAAACAUUCAGUUUAUCAAAAUACACGAAAAUUUGUACUUAGUUCUGAUAAUCCAUGGUUUUUUAAAGGAAAUCUACUUGAAGGUAUCGGUGGACCACAUUGUGGCAAAUCAAUGGUAUGGCCACUUGCAAUUAUUAUGCGUGGUUUAACAACAACUGAUGAUGAUGAAAUUCGAUUUUGUUUAGAAAUGUUACAAAAAUCUCAUGGAAAUACUGGAUUUAUGCAUGAAUCAAUAAAUGUCAAUAAUCAAAUGUUUUUUACACGUUCCUGGUUUGCGUGGGCAAAUAGUUUAUUCGGCGAAUUUGUUUGGAAAUUAUAUCGAGAAAAACCUUAUCUACUAAAUUGA